AGCCACAGAUGUGCUGGUCUAGACAACAGGGAACCUCCAUCUGCUGCCAAGAGAGCUGUGCACUUUACCUUCAACAGCCUGAACUUUUUCUAACCUGUUUGGGACAUCUUCACUGAUAAUCCGAAUCUUCUGUGUAAGGUAAGAAAACAAUGAUCAUACAUAAAGCCCCCUUUUUUAGUUUUAUAGACUUUAAUAUGUGCAAUUGAUUUUAAAGCACAAUGCAGAUACUUAUAAUCUGUUUAAUUUGCUUCUACAGCUUUUCUUCGCUCUUAACGCAGGACCCAUGUGGGUGGUGGAAAAGAUCCGUGUAUCUGUGGAGAGAUCGAACUUGCCAAUUCCAUCAGCUGAACUCAGCUUCAAGAUCGGUCACAUCAUGUUUGGAGAAAAAGCUGAUAAAGCCAAAAGGAUUUCUCUCUGUCCUAACGUCAUCACCCCUGACAACAUCCCAGAGUUCUGUAUCCCACCGACCAUCCCGUCUUUGCAAGAGAUGAAGAAUACAGAGCUGAGUCGAGCAGCUCGAGUUAUCAAGGGGUCUCCCUGUGAGAGGAUGAGUCCUGAAAUAGAGGUGAUGCAUUAUGAGCCCAUCAACCCACACAUUAUUCAGGUGGAGAGUGUGGAUGAAAGCCCCUAUGAGGGCUGCAGUGAUGAGGAGACCACCAACGCUGACCCUCAGAGCCAGGCUGCGCUGUCCCUACCGCAUCUGGCCAAAGCCCAGACCUGCUACGGCUUCUGCACCUUACUGGAGAGUCCCCAUACUAGGAGAAAGGAAUCCCUCUUCCAUGCCGAUCCUGGUUCCUCUCCCCUGCUGCUGCCCAGGAGUCGCUCCAGUGUGUGCACCAGAGUCUCCCCCACCACCUCGCCCUCUUCCUCUCCUUCAUCAUUCAGCCUUAACUCCCUGACAUCUAGGCUUUCCCCAAAAGGAUACACUCUGAACUGGCAGGCCACUCUAGACAGCGACACCACCUCCUCCACUGAAUCCUCGCCUUUUAGCUCGCCACUGCUGACCAGGUGCCCUGCCAAGUCUUCCCUGUUCAAAGCGCUGAGCCAUGAACUGUUGUUGUCAAGGAACAUGAGGAAGGCAAUGGUGUCCAGAAACAAUUCCCUGUCCACAGAUGAAGGCAGCUCCACUGACAAUAGCCCCAAUGUCAUGAGGAGGGCAUCUGAGGGCUUAGUUGAAGGCCUGCCUAGCAGCUACAGCCUCGCGCCGCCCACCAUCUUCCCUGUGGACUUGACUCUGCACAGAGAACGGGUAAUGAAGGAGAGAAUGGUGCCCAUAGGGAAAGACGGCAGCCUGAGACUCUCAGCGGAGUACUGCCUGGAGAACCAAAGACUGCGGGUUCGAUUGAUCAGUGCUGAGGGCCUUUAUCCUCUCUCUGUAGACCCCAAGAUCAUCAACUGCAGUGUCAGCCUCUCUCUGGUUCCCGGUAAAAUCCAGAAGCAACGCAGUACGGUCAUCAGAAAGAGCCGCAACCCGAUCUUCAAUGAGGAUUUCUUCUUUGAUGCUAUCUCUGAGGAAGACCUCGGCCAACGCUCCCUUCGCUUCAAAGUGGUGAACAAAAUGUCCACGCUGAAGAGAGACUAUCUCCUGGGUGACUGUGAUUUGCCUCUUUCUAGCAUUGUGGCAUUAUGAAGCACUCUUUACCAGAUUAUUUAUGUACUGCAUUAUUUAUUUUCAUUUUUGUAUUGUAAAAUUAGAUUUUAUAAUAAUUAAAUUAUGUAUAUCCCUACAA
Messenger RNA from Xyrichtys novacula (pearly razorfish), 1730 nucleotides. The record is from the annotation of a GenBank genome assembly. Lineage: Eukaryota; Metazoa; Chordata; Actinopteri; Labriformes; Labridae.